AAAAAGGAGAGAAGAUCGGCGGGAAUAAUAUUUAUUCUUUUAUGUUAAAUGAUUAAUUAUAAUUAUUAUAAACAUUACUUAUGUGACAGCUAUGGACAUCAGAAGCUUCUUUGGCCCAACUGUUGGUACAAAAAAGCAAAAAGAUGAAAAGCCUGCAGCCAAGACGAGCAAGCAGCCGUCUAGAAAUGAAUCCAAGUCACGAGGCCGGAAACAGUCGGGACACAGAGACUCCAGCACCAACCAGGACAGACGGACCAGUGCGAGAAAGAAAAACAAAAAUAUGGUUAGUGAUGAUGAACCUGAGGCGGAUGUGGUCGUAACAAAGAUAGAGAAAAAGAAGAAGAGACAUCAGAGAGUUAUUGAUUCAGAUUCUGAUGAAGAACCUGUCAGUGUGAAGUCGAAGAAGAAAAAGAAGGACGUGGCAGUCCUUGUAUCUGAUUCAGAGGAAGAUGAAAGCAAAACUAAAAAACGUUCAUCUCUUGAAUCAUUUGUGAAAAUCACUCCCCCGAAACCGAAGACGAAAGCGAAGGAAAAGAGCCCUGAAAAGAAAACGUCUGUCAGUGUUGCUGAUUUCUUCGGUAGUGGAUGUGUCAAGAGAAUUGACAAGAAAGUUGUUGUGGGAAAAAGGAAAUUGUCAUCAGAAGAAAUUGAGAUUCAUGACGAUGAUGAUUUCACAAAAACUCUCUCCCAGCUUGAUCAGCAGUCAAAGAAGAAGGCUAAGAUCGAUGACAGUCCUGAGAAGCCUAUAGGUGAGAGAACACACUUUCUGCUUGACAAACCCAGUCUGUCUUCUAAGUUGGCUGGGAAGAUGAAAUAUCUAGUGGAAGAUACUCCAGAAAAACAGGACAAAUCGGACGUAAAAAAGCUUUCUCCACUGAAGAGGAGAUCACCAAGGAAAACACCAAUAAAACAUGAAGUAACAUUCACGCCUCACAAGAAAUCACCUUCCACGAAGAGUCCAGCUGACUUAGACACACCUGUACAGAAGAAACCUUCACCAAAGAAAACUAGUCCAAAUGAGUCUGGUACGCCUAGUUUAGAAAGAAGGACAAGUUACCGAAGUUACUUAACACGAGAGGGACCACGUGCUCUGGGCUCUAAGGAACUUCCACAAGGUGCUGACAACUGUUUGGAGGAUCUGACGUUUGUGAUAACGGGAGUUCUGGAGUCAUUAGAGAGAGACGAGGCAAAAAGUUUUGUCGAGAAGCAUGGCGGCAAAGUGACGACGUCGCUGAGCAAGAAAACCAAUUACCUUGUGGUUGGCCGAGACGCGGGGGAGAGCAAACUGGCUAAGGCCACUCAGUUCAAAACCAAACAGAUUGAUGAAGACGGGUUGAUAGAGCUUGUGAAAACUCUGCCCGGUAAGAAGUCCAAGUACGUGAUAAAAGCUGAACAAGAAAUGAAGGAAAGUUCCAAUGUAAAGAAUACCAAAAUGACUACAUUAAAAAAGAAACUUUCUGACAGUUUUUCCCAUGCAAAGGAAACUGACUUGAAUUCAAAUAGUAUAAAAUCUUCAAAAUCGGGAACCGACAUGAAAUCACCAGAUUCAGAAAGAACAGUCCAAUCGAAAUCUCCAGUUAAGUCUGGAGACGAAUCAGGAGACAGUUUAUUGUGGGUUGAUAAGUACAAACCUGCAAAUACAAACAAGAUCAUUGGUCAACAGGGAGACAAGAGCAACGCUAAGAAGCUUCUUCAUUGGUUAAAAUGUUGGCAUAAAAACAGAGCAGCUGGAACAAAACCUGCAGGUCGUUUCUUUGGAGGGGGAGGAAAGGACGAUGGGGGAGGGUACAAGGCUGCACUGCUGUCUGGUCCCCCCGGUAUAGGCAAGACGACCACGGCGACUCUAGUGUGUCAGGAAGCAGGUUUCUCGUACGUCGAACUGAAUGCGUCUGACACGAGGUCUAAACGCAAUCUACAGGAAGUGGUUGCGGAAUCACUGAACAACACCACACUGGUGGACUUCAUGGGUGGUGGUGAGAGUGGGCGGGAUGGCCGUCACCACUGUAUCAUCAUGGAUGAGGUGGAUGGGAUGGCGGGUAACGAGGACCGGGGCGGGCUCCAGGAGCUCGUGUCUCUCAUCAAGUCAUCCCGGAUCCCCAUCAUCUGUAUCUGUAACGACCGCAACAGCAUGAAGAUGAGGACCCUGUCAAACCACUGCUUCGACCUGCGCUUCUCUAAACCUCGUGUUGAGCAGAUCAAGGGAGCAAUGAUGUCGCUGGCAUAUAAAGAAGGUUUGACUAUUUCACCCCCUGCUCUGAAUGAGAUCAUUCUGGCAGCUAACCACGAUAUUAGACAGAUAAUUCACAACAUGUCUGUGUGGAGUGCCACCAACAAACGGCUGACGUACGAACAAGCGAAAUCCGACUCCGCGAAGGCACAGAAGGACACGAAGAUGGGUCCAUUUGAUGUUUGUCGUAAAGUGUUUGCCAGUGACGAGAGUUCGAAGAUGACGUUAAACGACAAGUCUGAUCUCUUCUUUCACGACUACAGUAUAGCUCCAUUGUUCGUGCAGGAGAACUACAUCUAUGUUAACCCGUUCGCAGCACGAGGGAACACUAGCAAGCAUCUGUCAUUGCUGGCGAGAACUGCUGAGAGUAUUUGUGACGGUGACCUCGCUGACAGACUCAUUCGUUCUGCCAGUAACUGGAAUCUGUUACCUACCCAGGCUAUGUUUGCGAGUGUGAUUCCCGGGCAGUACAUGUGUGGAGGUAUAUCACAGAUGGUGCAGUUUCCGAGCUGGCUGGGCAAGAACUCCACGCGGACAAAGAACGACCGCAUACUACAGGAACUGAGGGGUCACAUGUGUCUCAAGAUAUCUGGCAAUAAGACAAGUUUAAACCAGGACUACCUGCCGGCAAUGCGGUACACCUUGACGUAUCCUCUGGUGCAGCACGGCGCUGAUGGGGUGAAGGACGUCAUUGACCUCAUGGACAACUACGACAUCAUGAAGGACGACUUCGACAACAUCAUGGAGGUGUCGCGCUUCCCCAACAGUGAAGAUCCACUGGGCCGGCUCGAUACCAAGACGAAGGCAGCGUUUACGAGGACAUACAACAAGGAAGUACACUUGAUGCCGUACUCUAGUGGUAUGGUCGCCAAGAAGAAGCAAGGGAAAUCUGCUGCUGCUGCCGAAGCUGAUGUUGAUAUGGAGGAUGGCGGCGACCCGACCCUUGCCGUCGAGAGUGACGAUGACGAAGAUGACAAUGUCGAACUUGACACAAUGAUUAAGACUAAGAAGAAGCCGACUGGGAAAGGGAAGGAAGUGGUGUUACCGCAAAGUAAAAGUCGUAAAGGUCAAGGCAAAGGAAAAGGAAAGGGCAAAGGAAAAAGCUGAUGUCCGCAGAAUCUGCCUUGGACUUCAUAGGGCUUACAAUAUAUGUGUUUACACUGUGCUAUAUUUGUUAAUGUACAGUAUGCAAUAAAGAACAGUUCAACGUCAAAAGCUGUGAACUCUAUUAAUUGCGUGUAAACCAUUUACAGGCAGCAAGUUUCUUUAACUUUGACAUAGGGUUCGAUAAAUCUACAGGACCUCGAUCUCGGCUAAUGAAUGGUUGGUCUGGGCUAGUGGAAAUUAUCAACUGUAUUAGAUAGGGUACUAGUCAAAGCUUCUGUAAGGGCUCGUGACUUUCUCAAACAUUUGUCAAACACUGGCUUUGCCUUCGAGAAUGACCUGUGGUGUGGAUCACAUGACACACUUUAUGUUGACUAGUGAUGGUCUUGGGUUUCUGCAAGGUCCUUGGGAUCAUAGCUUCAGAAUUAUUCAAUGAUUAUUUUAAGACUAGCGUUUCAGAGAUAUUUUACAUUGCUCAUACAAAUGUGUUGAGUGCAUUGUUAAAUAAAACAUUUCAUCCUUUCCUUGUUCAUACCAGCCAACUUGCUCCAUACACUUUCAGGACUCAAAGAAUUGAAAAUUGUUGUAAACCUUGUAACGGCUAUGCAGAAUCAGCUUCAUGAAACACAUUUUGUUUUGGCACAACCCAUCAUGACUGUAAAUGUUCUCCAAAAGUUAAUAUGUUAAUGAAAAAUGUGUUGUGCAAAACUAAGAAACGUUUGUGAGCAAUGUGUAAGCAAUUGUUCUCUCAAUUUUUAGACUCUAGCUUUAAUCAUUGUUUAACUGCCAGUGUUAAAGGGACAGACCCUAGUUUCAACCUGUAAAAAUUAACACUACGUUUAGUUGAUCUACAAACCUGUAACACAUUUGGAUAAAGUUACAAUUGAGUGAAACAUGAGUCUGUGACUUUGAC
Molecule: messenger RNA, 4244 nt
Organism: Gigantopelta aegis
Lineage: Eukaryota; Metazoa; Mollusca; Gastropoda; Neomphalida; Peltospiridae
Product: replication factor C subunit 1-like
Exons: 24
Coding region: 92-3334 (1080 amino acids)
Biological process (GO): DNA repair; DNA replication
Cellular component (GO): DNA replication factor C complex; nucleus
Molecular function (GO): ATP binding; DNA binding; DNA clamp loader activity
Source: RefSeq, a predicted model, not a curated record